AUGGCUCAAGCAUGUGCAGUGAAGGGCGCCAAAUGCACGGUGCUUAAUGAAGAAAAGUUGAAGCAAGUUUUCAAGGAACACGAUAAGAAUAAUGAUGGUCUCCUCAGCAAGGCAGAGCUAAAGACUGCCUUCAACAGCCUCGGCUCUAUUAUCCCCAGCAUUCCGGCCUUCAUUGGGCUCUUCCUUGCAGAUUCCAAUGGAGACGGAUUCGUAGGUGAGGAUGAGCUCAACGCUCUAGCCAACUACCUUUUUGAUAACAUGGUUCGUAUUUCUAUGGUUAAGAAAAUACCCCCCACUGAAGAGGUGUUACGGGAAAUCUUCAAAAAAUACGCUAAUGGCGACGGCUGUCUCAGCAAGGCAGAGCUAAAGGACGCCUUCCGACACCUCGGCUCUCGUAUGCCCGGCUGGAGAGCCAGCCGUGGCCUCCACCAUGCUGAUGUCAACGGAGACGGAUUUGUCAGCGAGGAGGAGCUGAGCGAGCUCGUGAAAUACGCUAAGAAACAUGGAUAUUCCGUUUAG
Molecule: messenger RNA, 519 nt
Organism: Corylus avellana
Lineage: Eukaryota; Viridiplantae; Streptophyta; Magnoliopsida; Fagales; Betulaceae
Source: RefSeq, a predicted model, not a curated record